AAGGAACAGAACAGUUCAGUGUCAGCCAACGGAGGAGUGUCGUCGUCCGUCGUUGUUCCUCGUCGGCGGUGCUGUGUCCCACCGCGUUCGCUGACAGAACGCGAACCAAGUGCACACACGUUGGGUGGUGGACGGGCACGCAGGUCUCGACGAGACGAUCGGCCAGGUUCCAACCAGACGACGUCACGAAAAAACAAUCGACGGUCUUGCCCCAAGUUCGUGGCGGAACGCGACAUGUGGCCGACGUUUCGAAGCGGCUCGCGACUCCCUGCUAAAAAUACAUUCGCCAAGCGAUCGAGGUGUUACGGUGUAAUUACAGCGGCGAGGGCAGAAACCGGCGACACGUCGCAAUAAAAACGGGGUCAAUCCCUCGUUUUUUCUUUUCUUCGUUCAGUCUCUCCAGCCAUGCCAGUGACAAUGUGCUUCCGUCAGCCGGCCUCGCGAACACUGAAUACAGUCGCGGUAUCGUUCAGAGAAUUCACGAGACUCGAGGCGCGGGGCAGCGAAUCCUCCCUGUGAAAUUCGUCUGUCAGUCAGUCCGUCUCUGCGUCUUCGUUUGCAGGUGGAAAACUGUGCUAAAAACGAUGCUCGAUGGAGCCCGUCGCGGUUGUUAAGUGGAUCCUCUUCUUGCUCGAAAACUCGUCGACUCGUGUGGAUGAUAUUUAAAGAAACAUUGACUCGGACUGGAACAACGACAAGACGUUACGUUUAACAUAUAUGUGUAACAAACGCACAAUACACGGUGGUAAUAAUAACAUUCGCCGACCGGUGAUCGUAGAGAGGGAAAAUCACUAUAGUGUCGAAAAUAGAAGACUCCAACGGCGUUCUGUCAAUAAUGUCGCUAAACGACUGUAGCGGUACCAUAGUUACCGUGCCAUUGUUUCUCGUCUCGUAGAAAGAAGAAAAGAGGAACAAAAGAAAGAACAAAAAAAGGACGCGCGAACAUUUGACACGUGACACGAUAAGCUGGAUUUUCUACGUGCAAGCCUAGUACAGAAACAGGAAAGCAGAACAAUCGCAACUCGUGAGCGGAGUAUGAACACCGUUUAUCAGCUCUCGGUAUAAUGAAGCCAUCCAUGAAAAUGGGGGUGGUAGCCUUAAUCGGUCUGUUCGUGGUGUUCUACCAGUACCAUUUGUCCACCAGCGUGCGAUUCGAUCAAAUGACGGACUUCAACGGGGGCGGCUCCGCGGAAGACGGCCCCGUUCUCUCCCAGGAGGAAGUGGAACGCUACGUGAGGACGUCGAAGCUCACGGAAGAGAUGAUCAAAAGCGCGGUGCGUAAGGUUCAAGAAACUAACGGGCUCAGUCCGGACGUCGCGUCGACGUUGAUACAGCAGCUGGUGAAUCACCUGAGGAGGAACGUGUUCGAGCUGCCCGAGAAUAAUUCGAAGAUCACGCGACCCGGACGACUCGAGCCCAGUCGGAACGCCACGUCGAGCCAACGCAGCCAGGAAUCGUCAUCGUCGUCGUCGUCGCCGGUCAGUUUGUCGGAGAGAACGCCGGAACCGCUGUACAUAAUCACGCCGACGUAUCGCCGGCCGGAACAGAUACCGGAGCUCACCAGGAUGUCGCACACACUGAUGUUGGUGAAGAACGUUCACUGGCUUGUUAUCGAGGACGCGGCCGUUGCCACGAAGCAAGUCACGAGGCUGCUGGAGCGAACAGGACUGAAUUUCGAACAUCUCACUGCUCCAAUGCCUGAGAAGUACAAGCAGAAGAAGGGUGCCAAACCGCGAGGUGUGUCCAAUCGGAAUCGUGGCCUACAGUGGAUCAGGGCGAACGCGACCGACGGCGUGUUUUACUUUGCCGACGACGACAAUACCUACGACAUAGCUCUUUUCGACGAGAUUCGCAAGACGAAACGAGUCUCCAUGUUCCCGGUGGGUUUGUGCACCAAGUUCGGCCUGAGCUCGCCGAUCAUCAAGAACGAGAAGUUCGUCGGGUUUUACGACGGCUGGAUCGCCGGUCGGAAGUUCCCGGUGGACAUGGCGGGUUUCGCGGUGAGCGUCAAGUUCCUGUUGCAGAGGCCGAACGCGUCGAUGCCGUUCAAGGCCGGCUACGAGGAGGACGGUUUCCUGAAGAGUCUGGCGCCGUUCGAGCCGAAGGAGAUCGAGUUCCUCGCCGACAACUGCACCAGGGUGCUCGCCUGGCACACGCAGACGAAGAAGAACGAGCCGAGCGCGCCACUCGACAUGAAACUGUACGGUGAAACGAACCUCGUUAAAUUGAAGCAGCAAAUAGUAUGAUGAGUAGCCUCUCUGGCUGCUGCGACCGCGCUUUCAAGUUCAAUCUCUGAUUUUAAUCGUUAACCAAGUACGACGAACAAAGUGAUUCAGUGCCUGAAGUAUUGUGAAGUAACGAUUGGCGUAGCAAUGAUCUUUUUCUCUUUUUUCGUUUUCCCUCGGAACGACUCGAGAGAGAUUCUGUAGUCUGUUUGAAAUGGAAUCGGUCGCACGAGUUGCGUGCUUUGUUCUUAGAACCACUUGGAGCACUUUAAAGUGGUUCUGGUGUUCACCAGAACCACUUGGAGCACUUUAAAAGUGUAAAAAUUGAGUGGAAGAAAUUAGAAAUUUUAUUCGUGUAUUAUUUACAAAAAUCGAACCUGCGCA
This is a messenger RNA of Frieseomelitta varia, 2609 nucleotides long. It is a transcript of the gene GlcAT-P, whose product is annotated as galactosylgalactosylxylosylprotein 3-beta-glucuronosyltransferase P. The record is from RefSeq and is a predicted model, not a curated record. NCBI's taxonomy places the organism in Eukaryota, Metazoa, Arthropoda, Insecta, Hymenoptera, Apidae. Gene Ontology annotation, cellular component: Golgi membrane. The transcript has 5 exons. Gene Ontology annotation, molecular function: galactosylgalactosylxylosylprotein 3-beta-glucuronosyltransferase activity. Gene Ontology annotation, biological process: chondroitin sulfate proteoglycan biosynthetic process; carbohydrate metabolic process. The coding region runs from base 1065 to 2246 and encodes 393 amino acids.